AUAAUCAACAGAAAGACUUUGGUCACUUUACAAACCAAAAAAAAAAACGUGCUGCACCGCUAAAUGUUUGUUAAUUUGUUUAAAAACCUAAAACUAUGACUAAACAAGUUAUCUGCGACUAUUGCGGCAGCAGCAAUGAGUCGAAGACCAUAUUCUCGGCCCAAAAAUCGUUUGUGGGCUACAAGAUGCUCGAAGUUUUGCAAAUAAUCACCCACAAAGACUUGCCUGCUAACCUGGCCGUAAAAGUAUGCUUCAUGUGCGCUUCCAACCUAAUGACCACCAUGGGUGUCAUCGAAAAGACGGUGAAGCUGGUGGAUAAUGCCAGUUUGAUCAAGGGCGCCGCCGCCGCUAACAAAAACAAAAAGGCGGUGGAGGAACUUGACAAGUCAAAUGUCGAUCCCAUUGUGGAUCUCACAGCGGAGGGGGAAGCCAAGACUGCCAAACCGAAGACCACACCGGCGGGCAAGAACUUAACAAUUCGUCAGCGCAGCAAGUCGAUGGCCAGCAGACCGAGCGACCUGAUCUUUCCGAAAAGUCCGGCCCAGAAGUUAGACGAACUCAAUGCUAGUUCAUCCAAGCAGACGCCCAAAAAGCAUACAUCGCGUCUCGAAGACGGUCUCGACGACUCGGUAAGACUGACGCCCGCCAAGGAGGUGGCGCCCAACAAGAAGGUCUUUUUACAACUCUUUGGCUCACGCAAUGCCAAUGAUGCUGCUGCUCCCGAAAGCGAGGAUGAAGAUGAGGAUGAGAACGCUGCCGAUGAAAACGCUGGCAAAGUGAUUACCAUAAAAAAGAGCUUUGAUUGCAAAUUAUGCGAUUUUCAAUCGCGUAGCGCGAAGCCCUUCAAGCAGCAUCUCUCUCAAGAGCAUGGCCAGCAACGUCCACGAAUAUAUUUCUGUGACCUGUGCCCCAAGUCUUUUGGUGUACUCAAGUCCUGGAGAGUACAUAAUGAGACUGCGCAUGGUGUCACUGUAGAGGCACCGCAAAAGGAGGUUAAAGAAAAGGUGGCCAAGCCCAAGAAACAGCCGGCUAAAGCAGACUCCAAGGAAGAUAAGGUGAAGCCCAUUGAGAAAAGUCCAAGAAAAGAAAAAACCAACAAGGGGAAGGAGUUAAGUCCAAGAAAAGAAAAAUCCAACAAGGCCAACGAAAUGAAAAGUCCAAGAAAAGAAAAAUCCAACAAGGUAAACGAGAUAAACAAGGUCAACGAAGUGAUCAAUGAUGAAGAAAUCUCCGAGGGUCCGCAAUUGGCCACCAUUAGAGCCCUUAAUGGCGAGACAUCAGCCAGAAAUAAGUGGCUAGAGAAAGUAAUUAACAACCCAGACUACACAUUCGAUGUCAAUGGAUCCAGUGCAUCCACUCCCAAAGCGGCUGACAUCUCAAUGGAACUAGGCAGCGAAUUUAAGUGCGAUAUUUGUGACUCGGAGCUGACAACGGCCAAGCAGAUGCAGGAGCACAUGCAGACCGCCCAUGGUAUAGACAAACCAAAGAUAUUCAAGUGCACAGUUUGCGAAAAGAGUCUGUCCUCCAAGCAGUCCUUGAAGUAUCACAUGAAUCUUCACAGCAAUGGUAGUGGUGGCGGUGCCGAGGAGGUAAAAUCCAGCAAGCGAAAGAUUCUGCAGGAAGAGGAGAAGGAAGUGGACAUAGUGGAUGGCAAUGCAGAUAAAAGUCCAGAUCCAGAGGAUGAUGAUGAGCAGCCAACAGAGGAAAAGAUUUUGCACACAGAUGAAGCUGAAGCUGAGGUUCAAGAAAUUGCCAUUAAAACUGAAGAUGAAAAUGACUUAAUGGCUCCACCAAAGCCAGUUGGUAAGAAGCCAAAGAAAGCAAAGGAUUCUACAGCGGUCAUAAGCAUCACAGAUUCCCCCAGCAAGAAGGGCAAGCGCAAGAACAAAGAAGAAGCAUCGCUGAACGAGACCACAACGACAGUGGAUCUGCUGGAGGAGAUCAACACAAAUGUAAAGCCGCACAAGAAGGCCCGCCUGGAAUCUAUCAGUGAUUCCUUUGCCAGUUCCAUUGAAGACUAUUCUACAGCCGAGGAGUCUGUACUUAGCUGCGGCCAGUGUGGCAAGCAGGUCAAGUCCAAGCAGCGCUUGGCCUUGCACAUUCGCAAGCGUCAUGGCACCAAGCUCGAGUGUCCCGGCUGCAAGAGCAGCUACCACAACCAGCGUGACUAUGUCAAUCAUUUUGCUGUCUGCAGCGCCGGUGGAUCCCUGUUGCCCUGCGGCGUGGAGAAUUGCAAGAAGAGCUUCUAUGAAGCCAACUACCUCAGCUCGCAUCUACGCCUCAAGCAUCAGUGGGUCUAGGAUGUGUCAUUAGUUUAUCUUCAUGCCAUCUUUUCAUGCUUUUUGACAUACAUUUUAGCUUUAAUUUUAUGUUUAAUUAGUUCCAAGCCAAGAAGUACAUUCUUUUUUCAUUUUUAAGUUGAAAGUUUGAAAGAUUUAAAACAAAGAUGCUUAGGAAACAUGCAAUUUAUAACAGAGUUACAUUUUAACAUAACAUUUUUGACUAUUGAAUAAUUAUUUUGAUUUUAAAGACAUUUGUAAACAUAGGAUGUACUCAUUAAGAGUACAUAAAUCCUUUAUAAUUUUUGUUAAUAAAGAAUGACAAAAGAA
Drosophila kikkawai is the source of this 2609-nucleotide messenger RNA. It is a transcript of the gene indra, whose product is annotated as indra. Gene Ontology annotation, biological process: regulation of transcription by RNA polymerase II. Gene Ontology annotation, molecular function: chromatin insulator sequence binding. The record is from RefSeq and is a predicted model, not a curated record. Gene Ontology annotation, cellular component: chromosome. NCBI's taxonomy places the organism in Eukaryota, Metazoa, Arthropoda, Insecta, Diptera, Drosophilidae.